Molecule: messenger RNA, 1983 nt
Organism: Cetraspora pellucida
Lineage: Eukaryota; Fungi; Glomeromycota; Glomeromycetes; Diversisporales; Gigasporaceae
Source: the annotation of a GenBank genome assembly
AUGGGACAGAGUCUUUCCUCUUCAACAAACAACCAAGAUCAAGAUGGAGAUGUUAUAAUGGUUGACGAUUCAGAGACAAGCGUUGAGGGUGCUAAUGGUUCAGAAUACACAUAUAAUAGUCAAACUGGUCCCACGACGUCUUUACGACGGCCACGUCUACAAUCCAACGUAGCCGUUUCCGAAAAUCGGACUCAACCUCCACAAUCUUCAACUUCAACACAAAAUGGCUCACCUAGGGUUUUGCGCAUGACACCGGCUAGACGCAGGCGACAGCUUUCCAAUCUUUAUCCAUUUUUUCCUUCCGCAACAACUUCCAAUCAAACACAAGUUCCACUUAGCAGACCACUCACCCGUCUUCAACGACUUCAUCACAAUUCAGUUGAUGAUGUGUCGUUAACACCCAGACAAACAGAUGCAAUAUCUCCCAAUAUGAUACGACGAAGUCGCACAAGAUCUUCUAGCUAUAAUGGGCACGAUGCUGAUACGUUGAAUGGGUUAGAUGCUAAUAAUUCCAAUAAUCGCCAUUCGUUGCCAACAGUAGAAACAGUGUUUGACGUGCGGCGUCCUCGAUCUAAUUCAGUGGACGUAAUCCUGAAUGGAAAUUUGGAUGAGGAUAUGAGAUCAAGUCUUCGUGUCUCUGAUCGCCCGCGUCGAUCUAGUACUAAUCGCGGAUCAUCGUCUCGUCCUUAUUCAUCGUAUACAUCAUUACCCAAUGCAUCCGAUACUAGCCCAAAUUCAUCCACUGCUGGUACUCAAACAGAUUCUUCGACAGCAUCUCCACAACGUUUGAGACGAAGGCUAACUAGAAUUUCUGCACGAAGAUUAUUUAAUGUGGGGGGGGCUGAUUCUGAAAGCAAUAAUAAUUCUAAUAACAACAUCGAAGAUAAUGAUGCAGAAAACCAGGUUCUAGGCCGUUUAUUAUCUAUGGCAGCGGCGGCAACUGCGCGAUCGCUUGUUGAAAGCCAAGAAAAUGCGGUAAUUGAAGCCGAACGCGCUGCCAGUGAGGGUCAUGAUGGAAGUUUUGAAAGUUUCUUGGCUGCUUUACAGAGAAGACGCCGUGAAGCUUCUAAUAGACCUUCAAAUCAGACAUCAUCUUCGACAUCUGAAGAACAAGCUUCAUCUGAUGGAAAUACAUCUAAUUCACAGUCAUCUCAACCAAUGUCAUUUUUUCGCUUGUUUCGAUUUGGUGGGCCUCGUGCUUCUUCAUCACAACAAAACCCAACUACUGAAACCAUGUCAGAUCAGUCUUCAUCUACAACAGUAAAUGAACUUCCUAAUAAUGAAAGUAAUGGACCACAUAUGGUUCCUGUUAUCAUUAUUGGCAUCCGAAGUGUUCCUCCCAGGGAAGACCCUACGAGUACUCUUCCUCAAUCGCAACAGCCCGAAAACAAUAGCUCGACUAAUGACACACGGUAUUCAUCUGGAAAUCGAUCUACCAGAGCUCGUUCUUCUUUAGCUUCAAAUAGAAAUAUGUCUGGAUCUACCGCAUCCACUGGAACUCAAACACCUCCUGCACGUUCAUGGAUUAUUUACGUUUUAGGUGGUACAUAUCCUUCUACCCAUCCUCUCCUAACUACUCCAUCGUUAUUUUCUGAUAAUCCCACUUAUGAAGAUAUGGUGCUGUUAUCGUCUCUUAUUGGACCAGCUCGACCUCCAACUACUACACAAAGUGAGAUAGAUGCUAACUUACCUGUCGCAUUAUAUAAUGAGAGUAUUGGUGGUCUUAGUGAAUAUACCCUUUUGGGCAAUGCCGAAAAGUGCCAAGUCUGUUUGUGCGAUUAUGUUACAGACGAAGAAGUAAGGGUUCUGAAUUGUCGACAUGGGUUUCAUCGGGAAUGCAUUGACAAGUGGCUCACUGAGGGAUCUAAUAAAUGUCCUAUCUGCAGAGGUAUAGGUGUUCCAUCUCGUGAAAAUGAAGUCAACAAUAAUAAUUCUAUUCCAACUACUACAUCAGGGCUAGGGCCCAUGGGCCCUUUCUUUUAG